UCUCCCUCCAUAUUUUUCCCACCAUCACUCUUUCUCUCUCCUCAAUCACACCUUCAUCCUCUCAAUUCAUUCAUUAGUUCUCAAAUCAAUCUAUCUUUUUCUUCUCAAAUUAUUAUCUAUUAUUAUUAUCAAUGGAUUCCUCAAAAACGCCAUUGAUGAUCCCCUUCAAAUCAAAGAAGCCACUCCUCACUACCCCCGUCAAGAAGAACAACAACAGUAACCUAGCAGCUGUUGCGACUCCGGAACGGGCUAACCCGAAUCCCAGUACCCGGAUCCGCAAGCAGAACUUCGCGCUCUCGAUUUCAGAUGUUCGGCGAACUGCCCUUCAGCUACAAAAAUCCAACAAUGCUGGGUCGGAUCUUCCGAAGGUGGUGCCGGAGAAGGUGAUCGGAAGUGGAAUCGGUCAGAAGCUUAAGGGAUCCGCGAAACCCUCUGCAUCUUUACCCCAAAAGUAUGAGAUGCUAUGUGAAUUCUUCAAUGCAAUGGUUAGUUCAAUUCGGCUACUCCGAUUGAAAAGGCAGCAAUCAACUCUUACUAAGCUUGCGAAGAGUAUCGAGUCUUUGACUGACAGGAGGUUUACAUUGCAUCACUUAGCUCAAUUGAAGUACCUAAUGCCACAAGUAAUCGUGGCAAAGAAAAUCCGUGUUCAAGAUGAAGAAACAAAAUGUAUGAAGGAGGAGCUUCUUGUUUCACUAGAGGUUGUGGUUGUGGAAACUGACAAGAAUGUCAAAGGUGGUGGUGGUGGUGGAUUUUCCCAAUUAAAGGAGAUAUUCCGGUCACAAAUCAUGGACUUUUACAAAACCCAACAUGAGGAUGCUGAUGUUCCUGAGGGAGAAUUACCUCACCUAUUCUAUCAACCAAAACAAGAACCCGAAGAAAACAUGAAUAAAACAACACCUGCAACAUUAGCAGCAUCACUUUCUGCUCCCUCAUUUAAGAGACGCUUCUCAUCCAUGGCAAACAAACCAUCUUCUAGCUUUUCAGAAACUUUCACCAAAGAAACCACUUCUGUUGAAGCUAAUGCAACACUGUGUGAUUUUGCUUCAACACCUGCAAAACUUGCUUCAAUUCCUCCAUCCUCUAGCUUUUCAGAAACUUUCAUCAAAGAAAUCACUUCUGUUGAAGCUAAUGCAACACUGUUUGAUUUUGCUUCAACACCUGCAAAACUUGCUUCAAUUCCCGCAGAACUUAUUUCAACACCUGCAGAACUUGCUUCAACACCUGCAGAUCUUGCUUCAACUCCUGCAAGAUUAAUGGCUGCCACACCUACAUUGCGCCCUCCAAAACGCAGUUUGUUUUGCGAUUCACCCAACAAAUCAUCUAAGCGUAGUAAAUCCUUAAAGUUUGUGGAAAACAGCAUUGAUAUUGAGGAGGAUCAAUUCAGCCAAGUUAAUCCUACACAAAGCUCCAUCAUUUCAAAGGAUGAUGUCCUGGAAAUACUUCCCGAAGGACUUUUACAGUCGUUGUUGGAGAAAGAAAGGAAGAGCAUCGAAGAGAAAGACCCAGUUUUUGUACAAGCAAAGAGAAGGCAACAGUUGAUAGCUAGUGUACCUAAACUCUUUGACAUGAUUCUUCUCUUGUUCAAGUCCAUCAACCGAUCUGUUAUCACAAAAGAGGAACUUAUUUACAAAUUACUAUCUGGCCAUUUGGAAAUUGUUGAUAGAGCUGAGAUUGAAGAACAGCUUAACUUGCUACAACAACUUGCCCCAGAAUACAUAUCUGAACAGCUCAGUAUCAGUGGAGAUACUCUCCUACGCCUGAACAAAUCUUCAUGUCAUGAAUCAAUACGCAACAAGUUGUUCGAAGCGAAAUGAAACUCAGAAGAUUACCCAGAGUUUUGACAGUAUCAGAAAAGUAGAUGGUUUUUUUUUUAGUUAUUUGUAAGUUAUUAAUCCAGUAGAAGAGCAAAGUGGCUGCUGUAUCAUGUGAGCUUAAUUCCAGCCAAUCCAGCCAUAUUGCAUUUUGUACAUGCCUACUGACUAAGUGACUAGUGACUAUUGUGAUAGUGUAAUGAUCCAUUACCCUGAUUUUGUAUAGAGAUUUUCAACUGAUUAUAAUGGAAUCCAUUGAUUAUGUCUAAA
Messenger RNA from Spinacia oleracea (spinach), 2081 nucleotides. RefSeq names its product CDT1-like protein a, chloroplastic. Gene Ontology annotation, biological process: DNA replication checkpoint signaling; DNA replication preinitiation complex assembly; regulation of DNA-templated DNA replication initiation. Gene Ontology annotation, molecular function: DNA polymerase binding; DNA binding. The record is from RefSeq and is a predicted model, not a curated record. The transcript is spliced from 7 exons. Gene Ontology annotation, cellular component: nucleus. Bases 132 to 1814 code for a protein of 560 amino acids. Lineage: Eukaryota; Viridiplantae; Streptophyta; Magnoliopsida; Caryophyllales; Amaranthaceae.